UUUCCGGUAAUUCCGACAGUAGCAGCAGCAGCAACACAACCGGGACCGAAGAGCGACCGGAGAGGAGAGAGGGGGCGAGAAACGACCCGGGGUGAGCGAGCGAGAGAGAGAGAGAGAGAGAGAGAGAGAGGGGCUGUUAAAUGAAGGGACGGAAGAGGGAAACUCGUGAUGAAUCAGUGACUUUUGGACUUCUUUACUCCCAUCUGGAUUCUCUUGAGGAACAAAACUGAUGAUCAGAAGUCUUAAAAAGGAGGCAAACCGAGUGAAUACAACAAGGAGGUCGGACUUGACCAGAAAGGCCUGUUUUAAAGAUCUUGUUUUGGAGAUUGGGCGGUUUGUGUUGUCUAUGCACCCUCAGUAGUACACACCUCAACCUGCUUGCAUAGUGGUUUGUGUUUCCCCUUAUGCAUACUACAUUAGCUUCAUCCAAUGAGAGUCGCCGUUGGUUACGCAUGCUAUGCAUUACUAUGCAUUUUUUAAACGAAUGGCUCUGAAGUUCCGUAUCGAAGGUUCAAGUCGAGAUUCAAAGUAACGGUUCGAAGCAAGACCAAAUAUCCUUCUAAACGUUUUCCCGGUGACAAACGUAAUAUAUGCACAGCCAAGAAGAUGGGGAAGAUGCUCUCAAAGAUCUUCGGCAACAAAGAGAUGAGAAUAUUGAUGCUUGGACUUGACGCGGCGGGAAAGACCACGAUCCUUUACAAACUGAAACUGGGACAGUCUGUCACGACCAUCCCGACCGUGGGAUUCAACGUGGAGACUGUCACCUAUAAGAACGUCAAGUUUAACGUCUGGGACGUCGGCGGUCAGGACAAGAUCCGACCGCUGUGGCGGCAUUACUACACCGGCACCCAGGGACUGAUCUUCGUAGUGGACUGUGCGGAUCGGGACCGGAUCGACGAGGCCAGACAGGAGCUACAUCGCAUCAUCAACGAUCGCGAAAUGAGGGACGCCAUCAUCCUGAUCUUCGCCAACAAGCAAGACCUUCCCGACGCCAUGAAACCACACGAGAUCCAAGAGAAGCUUGGGCUGACCCGGAUCCGAGAUAGGAAUUGGUACGUCCAGCCGUCCUGCGCUGCGACGGGCGAUGGACUCUACGAAGGGCUCACCUGGCUAACGUCCAAUUACAAAUCGUAACGCAUCGAUACGGAAACGAGUGGCAACUAGAAUCAAUUAAAGAAUAACUUUGGCAGAUCUCUGUGUUAAGUUUGAUUAUUAUUUUCUUCUCAAGCCCAUCGUUUGUUUGUUUGUUUGUUUAUUGGCUCGCUCUUACUUUUACUUCAAGCACUAUUGUAGAUCUGUUACAUUUGAAUGUAUAACCAUCUCCAAAUAUGCCAUACACUGCAAAAUCUGAACAACAAACAUCCUUAAAAUGACGCAUUUACUCCAGGCAAAAUUGCGUACGAUAAAAAGACUUGAAUUAAAGUCGUUAUCGACCGCCGUAACCAAUGGUUUUUUUUUCUUGCUGUAUGAAUAAUUAUUACUAAAAUGUGUUCGAUUUGUGCUUAAAAUUACAAAUGCAACGGGGUGAGAAAAAUAAACUCCAUACACUUUGAAAACAAGUCUUCUUAUGUACGCAACGUGCCUUCUGAAGUACAACGUAAAUGCAUUUCGUAUAAGGAAUAUUCCGGGUUUACAAUGGGAGUCAAUGGGGUUUAAUCUGGAAACAUUAAAAUACUGUUUCAAAAGUAUAGACACAAGACGUAAACAAUAAACUCGUUUUAGGGUUUGAUGGUUUACCGCGUUUCGUCGCCAUGGCAACAAUGUAGUAAAAUUGUCUGUAACUUCA
Messenger RNA from Xyrauchen texanus (razorback sucker), 1786 nucleotides. RefSeq names its product ADP-ribosylation factor 6-like. Gene Ontology annotation, cellular component: cytoplasm. NCBI's taxonomy places the organism in Eukaryota, Metazoa, Chordata, Actinopteri, Cypriniformes, Catostomidae. Gene Ontology annotation, biological process: intracellular protein transport; vesicle-mediated transport. The record is from RefSeq and is a predicted model, not a curated record. Bases 607 to 1134 code for a protein of 175 amino acids. Gene Ontology annotation, molecular function: GTPase activity; GTP binding. The transcript has 2 exons.